Hyalella azteca is the source of this 1416-nucleotide messenger RNA. RefSeq lists its product as uncharacterized. Bases 148 to 1416 code for a protein of 422 amino acids. Lineage: Eukaryota; Metazoa; Arthropoda; Malacostraca; Amphipoda; Hyalellidae. The record is from RefSeq and is a predicted model, not a curated record. The transcript has 4 exons.
CGUCUGACUGUUAAUGAGUGUGGUUGUACGUUUGUAGCUCGUAUGGAGCUCAUUGCGUGCCGCCUUGCGCGCAGUGCCUCACUUCAAUGCCGUUGAUCAGGACCAAAGUGAAGAUCGCAGUGGGUGUGUUUAAUUAAGAUUAUCCCUAUGGUGUGUGACAUACUAUGUUGUUUAUCAAGUUUCUAUUUUAGAGCAAUGGAGCGUGAGUUGAGUGAUGAAUCGGCGGUGUGUGCCGAAGAAAGCUUUGGCAUUUCACCGCCCAACAAACUGGACGGUUCGUGUAACGUGACGUCUAGCGGCAAUGUUCAGUACUGCGACACAUGUCAGACGUCAUGCGUCUUCAUGAGUGGCCAUAGACGUAAGUUACAAGCACGUUACGAAGGCUUUGUGCUAGUAAAACGUGUGCCAAUCCCGCCACAUCUGGUGAGAAGCUCUUUACCGUACGUUGCCGCGGCUCCCCACGGCCAUGAGAAGGGCCAUUCAUACAGACGCGGUGCGGAGGAGGAGGGGGGCGGUGGUCCCGGUGAACAGGAUGUUGCAGUUACGAAUGGCGUGGCAAGUCCGCAGACUUUGUGGACUGAAUCAACAGUGCCACUGAGUCUCCGGAACGUGUGGACUGAUUCGCCAGUACUUUUCAUGCCUACUAAGGAAAAAUUAGUUAACAUAGAUGCCGACGAAACGGCCAAAGGGAAUAUCUUACAAACAUCGACGUCUUCAACGUAUUUCUCGACGUCACAAAGCCCAUUUGCGGCACAUUUAGCAGCGUUGCCCACGCACCUCAAGCAGGGCCCCAGGCGUGAAAAGAAGCCUCGGGCGCACCAGCGACUAUGUCGGAAAAAAUCUCGUUCUCAGGAUAAUUUGUCGGCCGUUCGACGUUCUAACUCUCCGGACAAAGAAGAAGUUGUGCUAAAUAACGCUAUCCAACCACCACCGUUAUCCGCCUCUCACCUCUCGCGUUCAGAGGGUAGCAUUCACAACGUUCACGCUGUAGCCUUAACUUCAGGAUACUGCAAAGAGGAUGACGUUAGUGAAGCCCUUUGUGGUGGAGGCGUUGGUGAGCUAGCCAGGUUACCGAAGAAGUUACUGAGCAGGGUAACCGACGAGGUCGGGCAGUGGGUCUUCGACCUGGAGGGCUGGAACGAGCAGUACCUCUCCCUCGGCGACUCCUGCCUCACCCUCAGCAGCACCAUGGGCAGCGGUGCAGUGCUGCAGGUCGCCUACAGUGCACUGCUGGACGUGAGCGCCGUGCAGCCGUGCAGCGCUAAGAGCAACAAGCACUGCGCCAGACUGCUGACCCGCGACACUGCGCUCAUACUGCAGGCGAACAGCGCCUAUACGAGGGACCAAUGGCUGCACUCCAUACUGUGGAAGGUGAUUAUGUGGUGCUGCUGGGUGAUUAUGUGGUGCUGCUGGUGA